CCUGCGCAUCGCUCCCAAGGGCUGUCGGCGCGCCUGCGCACAGAGUCCUCCGGUAGGUCCGUCAUGGCGGUUUCUGUCCUCUGUCGCCUGUCGCUCGGGUCAAGCGGCAGGGCCGCGGCCCGCUCCGCUUCCAGGAUUUUCGGUGGAUCCUUAAAUCCAGUUGGAAGUGAAAUCCAGCAGCAACAACAAAGAAAUCUCUCCCUUCAUGAGUAUCUGAGUAUGGGUUUAUUGAAAGAUGCAGGCAUAAGUAUCCCAAAAGGACAAGUUGCCAGUUCAGCUGAUGAAGCCUUCAAAGUUGCCAAAGCAAUCGGGUCGAAGGAUGUAGUAGUGAAAGCACAGGUUCUUGCUGGUGGUCGAGGCAAAGGAGAAUUUGAAGGUGGGCUCAAGGGAGGAGUGAAAAUCGUUUACUCCCCAGAGGAAGUUCGAGAUAUUGCUUCGCGGAUGAUUGGGAAAAAGCUAUUCACCAAACAAACUGGAGAGAAAGGGCGGAUAUGUAAUCAGGUGUUUAUCUGUGAGCGCAGGUAUCCAAGAAGAGAAUACUACUUUGCUAUCACUAUGGACCGGUCUUCUCAAGGACCUGUUCUUAUUGGCAGCAGUCAUGGAGGGGUGAAUAUUGAAGAUGUGGCAGCAGAGACUCCAGAUGCCAUUAUCAAGGAACCGGUGGACAUUAUGGAGGGAAUUAAGAGAGAGCAGGCUGCCAAGGUUGCUCAGCAGAUGGAUUUCCCAGCGGCACUAGUAGAUGAUGCUGCAGACGUUAUUGUACGUUUGUAUGAACUCUUCUUGAAAUAUGAUGCCACGUUGAUUGAGAUAAACCCGAUGGUGGAAGACUCAUCAGGCGUGGUGAUGUGCAUGGACGCGAAGAUCACCUUUGAUUCCAAUGCUGCAUACCGUCAAAAACAAGUGUUUGAUUUGCAAGACUGGUCCCAAGAAGAUGAAAGAGACCAGGAAGCAGCAAAGGCAGACCUUAACUACAUUGGACUAGAUGGCAACAUAGGCUGUUUGGUGAAUGGUGCAGGACUGGCUAUGGCAACCAUGGAUAUUAUAAAACUUCAUGGUGGCACUCCAGCUAAUUUCCUGGAUGUGGGUGGCGGAGCAACAGCCCAGCAAGUUACAGAAGCCUUCAGACUUAUUACUUCAGACAAAAAGGUUCAGGCGAUUCUGGUGAACAUAUUUGGUGGCAUUAUGCGUUGCGAUAUAAUUGCUCAAGGGAUCAUUACUGCUGUUUCAGAUCUGCACAUGAAAAUUCCCAUUGUUGUUCGAUUGCAAGGCACACGUGUUGACGAUGCAAAAGCACUAAUUGCUGCGAGCAGCUUGAAGAUCCUUGCUUGUGAUGACUUGGACGAUGCAGCUCGAAUGGUUGUAAAACUUUCAGAAAUUGUUUCACUCGCCAAAGAAGCUCAAGUCAAUGUGAAUUUCCAGCUCCCAAUCUGAUCAUGAUGCUUCAACCUCACAUCUAAAGGCUUUACUGGAAAGAGUUAUGGAAUAGCUAUUUAUUUUUCAUGUGCUUCUGUUUCUUGAAAAUGAUGGUUGAAUAAAACAAAUGUAUGUGUUUA
Rhincodon typus (whale shark) is the source of this 1553-nucleotide messenger RNA. RefSeq names its product succinate--CoA ligase [ADP-forming] subunit beta, mitochondrial. Gene Ontology annotation, molecular function: ATP binding; succinate-CoA ligase (ADP-forming) activity. Lineage: Eukaryota; Metazoa; Chordata; Chondrichthyes; Orectolobiformes; Rhincodontidae. Gene Ontology annotation, cellular component: succinate-CoA ligase complex; mitochondrion. Gene Ontology annotation, biological process: succinyl-CoA metabolic process; tricarboxylic acid cycle. The transcript is spliced from 11 exons. The record is from RefSeq and is a predicted model, not a curated record. The coding region runs from base 64 to 1431 and encodes 455 amino acids.